AUGAGCAAGCCCGGUUUUUCCUUUGGGCUCAGCCUGCCGAAGAAGCAGGGCGCCAAGAAACCCGGUCCAGCAGCCAGAAGGACGAUAUUCGGCGACGACGAUAACGAUUCCGAUAAUGACGGCGCAAAGGGCGCGGACAGAGGGGAGAACAUCGGGGGAGAGCUGGACUUUAGCAUCCCAGCCGCGAGGGAAGAUGCCUCGUCGAGCAAAGGACCCAGGUUAAAAAGCAAACUGCCCGCGCAACCACCAAAGCUCAAGGCAAGGUCUCAGCAAAGCCCCGGGUUUGGAGAUCUCUCGAGCGCCCUGACGGCUCGGAAGCAUGCCGAAGCUGCCAUGGAGGUUGAUCCAACCGUCUACGAAUACGACUCGGUGUACGACUCCCUCAAGCCCAAGAAGCACGCAACAAAGGAGGACGAGAGAAAGCCAAAGUACAUGCAAAGCCUGAUGCAAGCAGCUGAGGUGCGCAAGCGAGACGCACUGAUUGCCGAGGAAAAGAAGAUUGCGCGCGAGCGCGAGGCCGAGGGCGACGAGUUUGCGGACAAGGAAAAAUUCGUAACAGAGGCUUACAAGAAGCAACAAGAAGAGAAUAAGCGCUUGGAAGAGGAGGAAAAGCGCAGAGAAGAAGAGGAGGCCAAGAAGAACAAGGAUGGUGGCAUGUCGGCCUUUUAUAGGCGGCUCCUGGACAAGGGUGAGCAAAGACACGCCGAGGCUCUAAAGGCUACACAGGAGAGCGCCAAGGAUGGACCCAAGACUGCAGAGGACGAAGGCGAAGACGACGACAGAGAAAAGGCGGAGGCGGCCUUGGCUCGAGAGCUCAACGAGAAAGGGGCGUCUGUUGCCGUCAACGAGGACGGCCAGGUAGUCGACAAGCGACAACUGCUCAAGGGCGGCCUCAACGUGGGCUCUAAGAAGAGGGAAGACGCUCACAAAGAAGCCAAGCGGCCCGGGGAAAGCGACCAGCGUUACGCCAGCGGCGCGCAGGCAAACAGAAAGCAAGGCAUGCGGGAGAGACAAUCACGCAUGCUAGAGGAGCAACUGGAGCAAUCGAUGAAGCGCUCGAGAGAGGCAGAGGAAGCCGAGCGUCAGGACGUGGAGCGGUCGGCCAAGAGCCGCAAGACGGAGGGGGAGAUUUCCAGCGCGAGGGAAAGAUAUCUCGCCAGGAAGCGCGCGGCCGAGGAAGCGAAAAGCAAGGGUCUGGCAGACUAG
Hirsutella rhossiliensis is the source of this 1206-nucleotide messenger RNA. Its product is annotated as coiled-coil domain-containing protein. Gene Ontology annotation, biological process: regulation of alternative mRNA splicing, via spliceosome. NCBI's taxonomy places the organism in Eukaryota, Fungi, Ascomycota, Sordariomycetes, Hypocreales, Ophiocordycipitaceae. The record is from RefSeq and is a predicted model, not a curated record. The coding region runs from base 1 to 1206 and encodes 401 amino acids. The transcript has a single exon.